AUCGAACGAAUUAUCGCUUGGCUACGCGAGCGAGUAUUUCAUCAGAUGUAACAUCUUACAAAAUCGAACCAAUUCUUGAAUUAUGGCGGGGCUAUGCGUAUAUUUCAUCGGAUGUAACGUCUAGAAAAACGAGCCUAUUAUAAUGAAAGGAGGAAGAUAAGGUGGGCAAUGAGGAAUUUUAUAAGUUGUGACCACCAAAAAAAUCAGAAAAGGCUCUAAAUCUAAUAGCCACCCAUCCUAUUUAGCUUCCUCAAUAAAUACUUGUCAUUUUUCUUCACUUUUUCACCAACAAUCUCAUGCUCUUCUUGUGCACAUUUCACUCUUCUUUUUCCACACACUGAUAGAUAGAUAGAUAGAUACUUUUGUAUGUAUGUAUAGAUCUUGACAUGGCAGCCUGCGGCGGCAUAGAGCAAAUCUUCGAGAAGCCAUUGCCGGAAUCUCAGAACUUUCUAGAAGCCCUUUCGCCGUGGAAACACAUCAAAGGCUUGAAGUCCAACAACAGAGUCGAUGAGUCAUCCUUCACUGAGUUAUUCGGUGAAUUGCAUUUCAAGGAAACUCCUUCUUCUUCUUCUUCUUCGGUUGGAGAUAUCGAGAGAGGGAGGGGCAGUUUUGCCCCUCCCUCUGGUCGGAGGAAGCACAACCAGAGCUUCUCCUCCGACAGCCUCUCCCUGUGCACGGAGGGGCUAGGGUUCGAGAGCUUCGACGACGUGGAGGAGACGUCGAGGCACGAGGAAUUCUGUGGUAGAGAGGUGCGGCAGCACGGGGGUGGGGAGAGGAGCGUGGCGAGGGAUUUGGAGAAACAACGGGGAGAGUCGGCUAGGGCGGCGUUUCCGCCGCCGAUCUCGUGCAUCGGGCGGAGCGGGAAGCCGUGGGUGUGGUUCAAGUCGUAUAGGGAGGAUGGGAGGUUUAUUCUCAAAGAGAUUCGGAUUCCGACGCAGGAGUUCUUGCAUGCAUGCCGCGAAGACGGCCGCCUCCAGAUGCGGUUCGUGCAGUCUGACGACGAGGACGAGGCCGUCGCAGAAGAGGACGAGAUCCAGGCGGAGGUCGUCGACGAUCAAGACGAAUUGUAAUUUCUACUUUUUCUACUUUUUAAGUAUAGUAAAAUUGUAAUUUCACGUGGAAUCGAAUAUUUUCUUUCUAAAAAAUUGUAAUUUCACAUUGAUCCGAUGCUCCAAAUGAAGAUAGCAGUUUGAAUUUUAGUCGUACAUGACGUGACAUGUAUUGAUGAAAUAAAACAAAGCAGAUUUAGAUUGUAA
Salvia splendens (bonfire salvia) is the source of this 1256-nucleotide messenger RNA. RefSeq names its product protein FANTASTIC FOUR 1-like. Lineage: Eukaryota; Viridiplantae; Streptophyta; Magnoliopsida; Lamiales; Lamiaceae. The record is from RefSeq and is a predicted model, not a curated record. Bases 387 to 1070 code for a protein of 227 amino acids. The transcript has a single exon.